GUCAAGUGUGACAUCCGUCAUAAAAAUGGCUGCGCUUAGAGUAUUUAGUCGUAAUAUACCUUAUUUACGACAACAAUUUUCAGCAUUACUAGGAAACACAUCGCCUUCAGUCAAAUUUAUUUGUGUUGUAGUUGUAAUAGGUUAUAUUUUAUCGUUUUCUGAAGAUGUUGUGGACGUUCUUAGUGUUACACCAGGAUAUCUGUUACCUCCUUCUUUUCAAUUAUGGUCUACUUUCACAUUCUGGUUUCUCGAAAUACAUUUGUGGGAGGUGAUCAUUGAUAUCGUAACAGUCGGUUUAUGUGGAAAAUUAAUAGAGCCCCUAUGGGGCCAAAUGGAGAUGAUGAAGUUCUUUUUUCUAACGAACAUUGGGGUUGCAUUUUUGACAACAUUUUAUUAUUUAGUUAUAUAUUCUUGGACUCAAGAUACAUCAUUACUAUUUGAUAUACAUGUGCAUGGCCUUGCGGGCUAUCUGGCGGCUGUGAGUGUGGCUGUGAAACAGAUAAUGCCGGAUCACCUUUUAAUAAAAACACCAUUGGGAAAACUUACAAAUAGAUCCUUACCACUGCUAAUUCUAAUAGCAGCCAUAUUACUCUGGGCUGUUGGCGCUUUAGAAGGUACAUAUCCUUGUAUGUGGGGCAGUGGGACUCUACUAUCAUGGAUUUAUCUUAGAUUUUUACAACGUCACAGCAGUGGUACAAGAGGAGAUAUGGCUGAAAAUUUUAGUUUUGAUAAUUUCUUUCCAACAGUUCUACAACCCAUAGUGCGAGGUAUACUUCGUCCAGGUCAUCGUUGCUGUGUUCGUAUAGGACUGUGCUCACCAAGCCCACGACGAGUGCAUCUUGCACUGAGUAAUCGUGGUGUCACCAUGACAAUGCCAGGUGUUGAACAGCAGGAUAUGGAGCGGCGACGCCAAAUUGCACUUAAAGCGUUAAGUGAGAGAUUAUCCAAGACAUCAGAACAGACUCGACAAAAAAACUUAUCGACAAAAGUUAACAUGGAGGCAGUAAGAAAAAUGCAGUCCUCUCAUGUGAUUCCACAGUUCCCAACUGAAACAGAGACUAGCCAGCCAGCAGCACCAGCCGAGGUGACUCUAAUUGACAUAAGUACGGACCCUUCACCCCCCACAACGAAAACAUCAUGAUUAUAGUCAUUUGUACUGUUAAGACUGUUCACAAUUCAGUGUAGGAACCUAAGAUGUGUGAUCUUUACAAUACAUGUAUAUUUUAAGAUUACAUUACAAAUUGUAAUAUCUAAGUAUGGAAACUUUUCAUUGAUUUUCUUAUGAUUGAUUUUGUUGUUUGCAUGGUAGAUAGAUUAAAUUUGUUAAUCAAUUCUAUAAAUUCCUGUUCAAAUUACAGCGAAGAACAAUGUUAUUAACUUUCAAUUUUAUAAAAUCCAAUGUGAUUGAUUGAUGCUUAAUUCAAUAUUGACAUGAUGAGUGAUUUGACGUUUAAUUAAACAAAAAUACUGUGUUUCAAUAAUAUUUACAAUUUUAUACACCUAAUUGAACCACUUAUUCAUGAAUAUUACAUGAUUGUAAUAAAGUUAAGAUAUUUGAAAGUGAUAAAAGUAAAUUAAUUAGAUUUUAUGUGCAAUUAUUAGAAUACUGCCUUGUAAAAUAUUGAAUCACAAAGGCUGAUAAUAAUAUAUAUAACCUAUUUUAUUUAUGCAUUUAAAUUUUGUCUUAUCUUUGGCAUUCCUAUACUGAUAAUGUGGAUGCAUAUAAAGUAUUUUCCAUUACUUUUCAUUAAAUCAUUUCAAUAGGCUAUUUAGAGUAUAUAGUAUGUACAUCCAUGUUUUUAUACUUUUAACAGUUGUUGUAUGGUGCAAAGGGAAAUAAUUUUCAAUGUUAUGAAUUUGUUACUAUGCCCACAUUGGCAUAGAGUGAUCAGAAGUGUAAAUAAUAAUUAUUAAAUACUUUUUAGUGUUAAUAAAUAAUUACCCCCAUCAUAA
This is a messenger RNA of Nymphalis io (European peacock), 1953 nucleotides long. Its product is annotated as transmembrane protein 115. Gene Ontology annotation, biological process: retrograde vesicle-mediated transport, Golgi to endoplasmic reticulum. The record is from RefSeq and is a predicted model, not a curated record. Gene Ontology annotation, cellular component: Golgi apparatus; membrane. The transcript has 4 exons. Bases 26 to 1141 code for a protein of 371 amino acids. Lineage: Eukaryota; Metazoa; Arthropoda; Insecta; Lepidoptera; Nymphalidae.